GCAAACGUCGGCCUCGGCGCAAAUGUCGGCCUUGGUGCUAACACUGGCCGUGGCGCUAACGUUGGCGUUGGUGCAAACGUCGGCCUCGGCGCAUAUGUCGGGCGUGGUGCUAACACUGGCCAUGGCGGUAACGUUCGCCGUGGAGCUAACGUCGGCGUUGGUGCUAACGUCGAUGCCGACGCUGGACUCUCGGCUGGGGCCAGAGUUGAUGCUGAUGCCAACCUAUCGGCUGGUGUCGCUACCACUCGCCGUCUGCGGAGCAACUACUAAAUAUCUGCUGCUUGCCUAGAAAGUAGCAUUUCCUCGUGUAGAUACAUUUUCUGCUUUUCAAAAUUUUUAAAUCAAUAGAUUACCGUUCAUUCAUCAUACU
Phytophthora nicotianae INRA-310 is the source of this 370-nucleotide messenger RNA. RefSeq lists its product as hypothetical. The transcript has a single exon. The record is from RefSeq and is a predicted model, not a curated record. The coding region runs from base 23 to 289 and encodes 88 amino acids. Lineage: Eukaryota; Oomycota; Peronosporomycetes; Peronosporales; Peronosporaceae.